Messenger RNA from Lytechinus pictus (painted urchin), 2380 nucleotides. RefSeq names its product ankyrin repeat, PH and SEC7 domain containing protein secG-like. Bases 1037 to 2380 code for a protein of 447 amino acids. The record is from RefSeq and is a predicted model, not a curated record. The transcript has 3 exons. Gene Ontology annotation, molecular function: protein binding. Lineage: Eukaryota; Metazoa; Echinodermata; Echinoidea; Temnopleuroida; Toxopneustidae.
UUCUUAUUCCUUAUUAUUUAUUACUUUAUACUUUAUUACUGUUAAUAUUGUUCGCCUAGCUGACAGGUUACCAAUUAUCAUCUUCAAAGCAAUAGUAUGCCUCAUAGUAAUGAAAUGCUAAGGAAAUAGUGUACUAUAUAUAGUACAGAAAGCAAGCCGUGGAACGCGAAAUUCAUUAUGACAUUAAGAAGGUGAACUUAGUUCUCAGCCAGCUUUCCGAAACACAAAACAUAACUGAGUGCCAUGAAUACAUAUGAAAAGGCGAUCAUCCAUGUCAAUACAUAUUGUUCCUUUUGAGUAAUGUGAACCCAAGGUUAGUCAGGAGUAGUGAUAAAUUUCUUGCGCUAUUGAUAAAGUUCCCAUAAAAUAUGAGUAGACCAACUACUAUCGCUCUCCCGUUUAAACAAUUCUAAGAGAAGUACCAGUCCUUUAUUAUUUACGUGAACAAAGAAUGCAGGGAAAUCUAUGCUGAUUUCAUAUGUUUCUUAUCAGAAAACAUUAUGAAUUUGGGGGAAUCUCCGAACCGCAUAUCUAUCCGCGAAUUCGCCAACUUAUUACACGUUUCGUCUCUUAAAAAAGUCUAGCGUUUCAGCACAUACCUAAUAUCCGAAUUAGCGACGAAGAGCUAGUGCCUGAAGGUUUCUACGUGAAGAUUACCAACCGAUUUUUAAGGCAAUUACAGAACAAAUUCAUAUUUUAUAUAGAGAUCAACAACGAGAGAUUAACAACGGUAAAUCGCGUGAAGAGCAUAACUAAUACAAAUGGACGUAGGCUUAUAAAUUGAGUCGCCAGUUUUACAUACAUGUAUGUAGGUCAUCGGAUACUGAUUGAGUAUAUUUUGGUGUCGCGUAUUUCGCUUGAACAGUGCAUCAACACGAUACAAUGAAGGGUGCAGUUUGAUAUUUUCAUCCAUUUGAAGCAGGAUUUAAAAUUCAGCGAGGAACAUAGAAAGAAUUCUCCAGAAGAGAAAACACGGAUAUAAACACUCGAUAAUCAAAUCCGCAUCAUACUGUAGGGUUUAGAUUAUAAAAUAAAGAUGUCUUGUGAUACAGAUACGCCCAUUUUGAUUGCAGCAAAAAAUGGCAAUCUCCAAUUAGUCAAAGAUCUCAUCGAUCAAGGAGCACAAGCUAAUACGGCUGAUAAUGCGGGUCGCACACCUCUCUACGUGGCAUCAGACAGGGGAUAUCUUCAUGUAGUGAAAUAUCUCAUUGAUCAAGGAGCACAAGCUAAUACGGCUAAUAAUGCGGGGGCCACACCUCUUCACAGGGCAUCAUGGAAUGGUCAUCUUGAUGUCGUGAAAUAUCUCAUUGAUCAAGGAGUACAAACUAAUACGGCUGAUAAUAUUGGGUACACACCUCUCCACACGGCAUCAGACAGGGGCCAUCUUGAUGUCGUGAAAUAUCUCAUUGAUCAAGGAGCACAAAUUAAUACGGCUGAUAAUAUUGGGUACACACCUCUUCACAGGGCAUCAUUCGAGGGUCAUCUUGAUGUCGUGAAAUAUCUCAUUGAUCAAGGAGCACAAACUAAUGCGGCUGAUAAUGAUGGGUACACACCUCUCCACGCGGCAUCAGACAGGGGGCAUCUUGAUGUCGUGAAAUAUCUCAUUGAUCAAGGAGCAAAAGCUAAUACGGCUAAUAAUGCGGGGGGCACACCUCUUCACAGGGCAUCAUUGAAUGGUCAUCUUGAUGUCGUGAAAUAUCUCAUUGAUCAAGGAGCACAAACUAAUACGGCUGAUAAUGCGGGUGUCACACCUCUUUACAGGGCAUCAGUGAAUGGUCAUCUUGAUGUCAUAAAGUGUCUCAUUGGAUUAGGAGGAGCAGAGAUUGACAAGGCCAAUAAACGUGGCUUAACACCUCUCCACGCGGCAUUACUGAAUUGUCAUCACGAUAUAGUGAAAUAUCUCAUUGAUCAAGGAGCACAAGCUGACACGGCUGAUAAUGCGGAUGGCGAAACAGCUCUCCACCCAGCAUCUCGGGGCGGUCACAGCAACGUUGGUCGGUAUCUGAAGAGUGAACAAGCAAGAUUAGGGUCCGCAUUAAAAGGGGCUGGAGAUGUAUCAGAAGCUUCCUCGGCGAUAGCAUCAAUUAGUUUGGACAUCGACGCUGAUAAAAUCAUUCAUCAAGAAGAUUAUGAAAAGGUGACGGAUGAUCAUAUCAAGAAUCUGUCUGGUCUUCUCGGCAUCAAUCACUUCGAACCGAUUUGCGAAGUUAUUGGCUUCGAUCCCAAGCUAGGUCAAGAUAUCUUAGAAGAGAAUCAUUCUGAUUACUCGGCCUCCUAUCAGGUAAUACUCAACACAUGGAAAGACGGUAAGAGCACCAAGGAUAUUGACGAUCUUUUGGAAAUGGCGGGAAUCAAAUUGAUAUCGAGUUACAAAAAAUAA